Molecule: messenger RNA, 1203 nt
Organism: Protopolystoma xenopodis
Lineage: Eukaryota; Metazoa; Platyhelminthes; Monogenea; Polystomatidea; Polystomatidae
Source: the annotation of a GenBank genome assembly
CAAGCAGACGUCAAUUUCAGAUCGCUCAGCCCUGAAAAGCGUGGGGACGUUACUUUGAAUGCUUAUGUACCGCAGGAGGAUGAAAAGCUCAGCAUUGAGUUAACCUAUUGGCAGCCAGGGACAGACCUGAUCAGCCCUAUUAACGAAUUUUCGGUAUUUGCUCGACAAGAUCGUGUUGCUGCUCACUCGCCUCGCAACGGAGUCGGGCAGGAAGAUGAAGAUUUUCCUAAUGAAAAUCGGAGCACUUUUCUACUAUGCCCCCCUGACCUGACAAUAGGUCAUUUAGAGAAACUGAUUCGAAUCAAAUACGAGCUAAAGCCUGGAAGACAUGAAGUGGCUGUCUUUUUUUCUACAGACGACUGUUUCACUUCGGACUACACGCUCUCUGAUCUCGCCUGUCUCUACGCUUGGCGACGUCAGCAACCAAUGCGCCUUUUCUUCAGCAUUGUUGACACUUCGCCUGCCUCAGAACCUUGGUUGGCCUCCGCAGCUUAUACCAGUUGUAACCAAGCCUCAACUGCUAUCCCCCUCUGUCCUAGUGCUCCGCUCCAUACGAACACAUUUUCUUCCUCAUCACAACCCACCACAGGAAAUUCCGUUAUUCUUUCAGAGACAGCUGUAUCCACACUCACUCCCCCUCAUGGCAAGAUAUCUCCCUUUUCUUCCAGCUUCUUGUCUUCUUUCUCAGCCAAGACACGGCACGUUGCCUCCAUAACGCGGAAUAGCGAAACAAACCUUAAGCAGUUGAGUACUUUAACACGCGGUGAUGAAUGUACAGAUCUGUCUCAAUCCUCCUCAAGAGGUCUUACUACCUCAUUUGGAAAUAAUCCCCGCUAUUCUUCCUCCUCCACCUCAUCAUCAUCCUCUUCUUCUUCUUCUUCUUCAUCUUCUCUUACUGUCCGUUUUAGGACGGUGCCGGUACAUACUAAGUCAGUAGAAGAUACGAGAGCUGGCCGGAUCUCGCCCUUAGCCCAAUCCAAUGCAAUUCAGACGAUGCUAUCGAACCAAAAAGCACCUCCAUUUUCUUCCUCUUCCUCAUCUUCCUCAUCUUCUUCCUCCUAUUCUUCUUCGUCCCCUCCUCCACUCCCUCCUUCCGGCCUGGCAUCCCGACUUGUUCCGAUAACUGGAGUCGCUUCAAAUGAUACAGCCUCCCGGGGCAGGCACUCACAUGCCAGUCUUUUGGUGGCCAAAGCUCCAGGCUAG